Molecule: messenger RNA, 397 nt
Organism: Cuscuta epithymum
Lineage: Eukaryota; Viridiplantae; Streptophyta; Magnoliopsida; Solanales; Convolvulaceae
Source: the annotation of a GenBank genome assembly
GAUUCUGCGAGUUUAUGACACCAACAAUGUUCAGGCUACAGUGACACAUGACAUUCAGGUAGAAAUGCAGGGUCUCAUUCACUAUUUGCCAUUACUGUUGGCAGAGUUGCAGUCAAAAUCAGUUCCUAAAUCUGCAACAGUGACUACUCCAUUUGAUUGUGUCAUGGUUUCUGGAGUCCCACAACAAAUUAAUGGUGGUGAUUGUGGUUUCCUCAUGUUAAAGAUUGCUGAAGUGAUGCAAAUGGGAUUUCCAAUCAGUUCAAUUUGUCCGAAGAAGAUUCCUGAUUACCGUGCGAAGUGGGCCUACAGUCUUUAUGUUUAUGGGUGUAAAAAGGCGAAAAGAAAAAUUCAGUUCUAGUCUUUGUUUCAUCAUUUUCAAACUAAUUCUAUGUUUGCC